Molecule: messenger RNA, 918 nt
Organism: Phyllostomus discolor (pale spear-nosed bat)
Lineage: Eukaryota; Metazoa; Chordata; Mammalia; Chiroptera; Phyllostomidae
Product: basic salivary proline-rich protein 4-like
Exons: 5
Coding region: 1-918 (305 amino acids)
Source: RefSeq, a predicted model, not a curated record
AUGCUCAGCCCCCGAGUCCUUCUCGAUCCCAGGCCCCUGGAGAAGCAGGGGCCUCCAGCCCCUGGCACUGCCAGGGCCCCCCGUUGCUGUGUGUGUCUGGGUAAACACAGGGAGCCAGCCCGGGGAAGCCCAGGGAGGGGAGGAGAGCUCGGGGAGGUAACCACUGGGGGUGCUUUGGUCUGCCUUCUGCCUGGCGUCUUCCUACGCCCGCUUUUUGGCGUCUUGAAUUGUGAUCCUCAGGACAGUGCCCCCCUCCUCACCUUGGCCCUGCUCAGGGAAGGUCCCCGGGGCGGCAGCAGCAGAUUCGCCCCGCGUCCCCCGCCGCGUCCGCCUUUCCGGGAGGAGAGGCCACCAGGUACGCGGCAGGUGCGGCCGUGGCGCGGCUCGCAGGUAGGCUCCAGGCGGGCCCCGCCGCCCUCCCGCAGGGAGCGCCCACCCGUGCGCGUGGCGGUCAGGGACUCCAGGGACCCUCGGGGCGGGGCGCGCUCGGCUCUUCCUCCCCGCUUCCCGCGUCCGGUCGCGGCGCCGCUUCCGCUGGGAUGGACCUCUGGUCCCGGGGAGCCCGCGAGCCGCCGGCGGCGCGCCGCCUGGGUGAGGCGACGACGCAGCGGGCAGAGGUCCCUGGCCCGGGGUCCCGCCGCCCUCCCUCAGACCUGCCCCCCUCGGAGGUCUGUUCUCCGUUCCCCAGGCGCAGGGCGGGCUGAGAACCACCGCGCUCAGCCGAGGGGGAGGACGUCCCACCCGGGUGUGGGGGGAGGGGUGCGCCGCGCCGGGGGUUGGCGGUGGGAAAUCCGGGAUCAGGGCGGGGCGCGACGACAGGUGCCUCUGAUAAGGGGGCGGGGCGCCUCGGCGGGGAGGGCGCCGGCGGAGUUCCGGGCCGCGGAGGGGCCCGUCUGUGGGAGGGGCCGCUCAGCCUAG